AUGGCGCGACUUAAUACACGACGUUCAUCUUUCCCAGCCUCGCGCUCGCUCUCAUCGCCGCCUUCCUCAAGCCAAUCCGAUCAGGAGAACAACGACCCCUCCGAAGCACCCCGGCGCGACAAGGGCAAGCAAAGAGCAACAGACAUGCCGCCGUCGCGGAAUCGCAGCUUACCAACACCAUCUACGGAGGGCAGCGACGGAUCACGAGGCCAGAAAAGAAAGCGUCCACAGCUCACGCAGCCGUCGGACAUACCGGAUGAGCUGGAUGAGAAUGACGCGAAGUACAAUAGAUAUUUCGAUCCCGACCAGAACCCUGAGGCACGGCGACAAGUCAAGCGAAAAUCGCGCGCGCUGCACCGUGAUUUUCACGGUAUGUCCCACGCGCAAAAUCUCCUGCAGUCAAUGUGCUAACUUCCGCGUCAGAGAAUCGCGAUGAACUCUUAAAGGAUGACUGUGACGGCCUCAGACAAACCGUUCUCCAGGCCAACAACGUCUUUCGGAAUAUCAAACAGACGAAUGACGCGACGGUCGACUCGCGUCUAUUCGUUGACGUUUCAAAACUCGCUCUGAAGAAGACUCAGGAAGCAGUACGGGGCGACACAAGUUCUGGUUUGGAUAUCGACGACUUUCUAAACAAAUGUCUCAGCUUCAUGAAAAAUGGUGGACAAGCUGAUGCUGAAGACCAACCGCAAACUCAAACGCAAAGGAGAAGGACACAGCUCGACGAGGACGACCUGGAUGAAGACGAGCCAGAUCACACACAAUUUGACUGGGAGUUACUGGGUCAACAUGCAUGCUUCCCAUACAAUGCGCGCCCUGCUUGUCCUUCGUUCCUGCUUGGGCCUCUUUCAGUGGAGAAGAAAGUGCGCAAGCAGACACAACGCUCCGCUCGCCAGACCAAGGAUACAAACGCCAAGGAAGCUAGGCCCGAGGCGCUCACGAAGGAUGACCUGUCGCAAUCGGAUCAAAAUUCAUUGAGUGCCAUCUGCGGCAACAUAAAGAAGCACUUGUCAGCUCACAUUCAAAAGGAGGCCAAGGCCAUGGAGCGGAAGUUCUCUUCUGAAGCAGAACUGGCAACCGAAGCUGGAAAAUAUUGGCUCAGACGACAUCGCAUCACACGAUACGGUGGACCUGUGCUGUUCGACUAUGUCAUCAACCCGCGCAGUUUCGGACAGACAGUGGAAAACAUGUUCUACAUAUCUUUUCUAAUCAAAGAAGGGUAUGCUGGAAUUGCAUCCGACGAUGAUGGCAUGCCAGUCUUGAGUAAGUCACUUCACCUCUUGUCUGCGAAGCAACCCUAUGCUAACUUCGUGACCAGCCGAGGCUGAACCUAUGGAUGUCAACCAAAAACGAGCGCAAAACAUCCAACGCCACCAGGCGGUCUUCUCGCUGGAUUACUCGACAUGGCAAAAGCUCAUCCAAGCUUUCGACAUCACCGAGUCUAUGAUAGCUCAUCGCGACGAAGGAGAGCAAAUCCAAGUCGGCUCAAGAGGGUGGUAUUCAUAG
This is a messenger RNA of Lecanosticta acicola, 1506 nucleotides long. NCBI's taxonomy places the organism in Eukaryota, Fungi, Ascomycota, Dothideomycetes, Mycosphaerellales, Mycosphaerellaceae. The record is from the annotation of a GenBank genome assembly.